This is a messenger RNA of Spirometra erinaceieuropaei, 1120 nucleotides long. Lineage: Eukaryota; Metazoa; Platyhelminthes; Cestoda; Diphyllobothriidea; Diphyllobothriidae. The record is from the annotation of a GenBank genome assembly.
AUGGACAACGGGGCGGUUUCCGAGGCGUUCGCAGUGAGCAAUGGAGUGAGGCAGGGCUGCGUACUAGCGUCCACCCUCUUCAGUCUCAUGCUUCUCGGCAUGCUGGUGGACGCCUACUGUGAUGAGAGCCCCGGGAUCCGUAUCACCUACACGACCGACGGAUACCUCAACAACCGACGAAUGCAGACCUCGACGCGUCUCUCCACAGCUACUAUCCACGAUCUGUUCUUCGCCGAAGACUGCGUACUCAACAGUACGGCCGAAGCAGAUAUGCAAUAGAGCAUUGAUUUCUUCGCCUAGAACUGCCGCCAGUUCGGCUUGACCAUCAAUACGGAAAAAACGGUGGUCAUGCAUCAACAGCUACCGAACGCUGAGUUCAGUGUCCGUCGCAUCCAUGUCAAUCGCACCGAACCGAAGACUGCGGACGGCUUCACCUACUUAGGUAGCAACACGUCACACAUCAAAAUUGACGACGAAAUGGCCACCGGGUCUUUAAAGUCAGCCAAGCUUUCGGCCAGCUGCAGAACUCGCCACGACCUUUGCCUGACAACCAAGUUGAAGAUGUAUAAGGCCGUCGUCCUGACCGUCCACUCCAGUCAUGCCAGGAAGCUCAAUCACUUCCAUCUCAGUUGCCUUCGCAGAAUACCGUAGCUGAGAUGGCAAAACAGGAUCCUGGACACGGAAUUCCUCUAACGGAAAGAAAUCCUCAGCAUCCAUGCCAUGUUGAGACAACUGAAACUACGUUUGGGCGGCCAUCUUGUAAAAACGGAAGACGCACGUCUGCCGAAACAACUCUUCCAUGGAGGUGUCACUACGGGUACUCGUCGACAGGGAGGAAAAAACGACAAUACAAGGACACUCCGAAGAACGCUCUGAAACGACUGCAUAUAAAUCCAGAGACCUGAGAUCUCGUCCAGAACAGACCGGUCAAAUGAGUAUCCGUGACAGCAGAAACCACCACAGUAUCGACACACCUUGAACACCCGCUAUGCCUUGCCCAAUCGACACCUCAGUGUCCGGCGUGCCCACUACCACCGCCGCCGCCACGGUCACCACCACCACCACCACCACCACCACCACCACCACCACCACCACCACCGCGAGAAAGAUAUACCUCUAG